Molecule: messenger RNA, 3576 nt
Organism: Exophiala dermatitidis NIH/UT8656
Lineage: Eukaryota; Fungi; Ascomycota; Eurotiomycetes; Chaetothyriales; Herpotrichiellaceae
Product: casein kinase I like hhp1, variant 1
Exons: 4
Coding region: 1575-2693 (372 amino acids)
Biological process (GO): endocytosis; peptidyl-serine phosphorylation; signal transduction
Cellular component (GO): nucleus; cytoplasm
Molecular function (GO): ATP binding; protein serine/threonine kinase activity
Source: RefSeq, a predicted model, not a curated record
AGGAAAGACACUUUUAAUAUAUAGAGCUCGCUGAAUUUUCAUUCGUUGGCAUGGUUGGAUUAUAGGUCAUUCGCAGGGGACCAACGUCGUCUGGCUAAUCAAUCUGUCUUUGUUGUAUCGGGUCUCUCGGUUAGGUGUCUCGCUGGGAAUAUCCAUCUUGAGAAGGUAGUCAGAGUACAGGUCAAAGGACGCCUUCUCGUCACAUCCGAGUGUGACCUCCCACGAGCAGGUGGCCAUGCUCGGGCCCUGCCAGUUGUUCCCGAGUGACAUGUCAGACAGACCACCGUGGCCCAGUAAGGUACAGCCGGCGGGAUUUGGGGAACAGAACUGCUGCCCAACCGGUGAAGCAUUCAAGUUGGGAGGUGAAUGAAGCUGUGCAGUCAUAUGGGAAGGUCACAGAAUGACGACUAGAUGGAGAAGCUGAUGCAGCUCAAUCGAUAUGUGAAGCGCAGGCCAACUUUGUGAACAAUCAAAGUCGAAUCAUGAUGCCACCGGAAAGAUAAAAAUCUGUUACAAUCUUGAAGUGGCAGGCUCUGGAAAGAUAAGGUAGUAGGCGAGGGCACAGGUCUUCCCGGGGGGCAAAAGUGCUCCAUUUUCAUGCCUGGAGGUGAACCCUGGUUGAGCGGUUGAGGCCGAGGGGGCCUGGAAUCAGCCUAGAGCACGUAUAGCGUCACCCUGAUAAUGCAAUCAUAGUGCGCAUGGCCGCCCAAAGGGCACCUGGGCAGCCCGACCGGUCACUGGCAAGCCUAAAUUCAGCCAGGCCAAGCCUGAACGAGACCCUGCGGCCCCAACUGCAGGAUCUGGAUGGCACAACGUACAGUGCCGUGAAUGAACAACUGCGACUGACGGUGAAGAAAAGGCGAAAGCGGCACUAAGACGCGCCUUUCUGCUGUCACUGACGCUCCCUUACCACUAACGCCCUCCUGCUCCCUUUUCUCCUCUAAAACAACCGGCGGCCCCAAGCACCUGAACCAGCUUCACCCUGCGCCAUCCGCCGUCCGCUUCCUCUCCUUCCUGCACCUUGCAUCCUAAUCUCCUCCUCUUACGGUUCUUUUCAUCCCUCGCCCUCCCCUCUUCCUUUGCCAUCUCAAUCAGUAUCCGAUCUUCAAGCUGUCGACGAGACCAGCUUGACGGCGUGUGAGUGCAUCGACUCACCUGUCAUCAGCCACUGCAUCGGCUUUGACCGUCACUCUGAUCCUAGGUCCGGUUAGUCACCUGCCCAUCUGCCUAAGGGUACUUUGCUGUACACUGGUCCCCUACUGAUCUCCAAGCCCACAUCCCUCCACUGUAGUGGUCCUCACCUCACCGUCUGGCCUACUCCCUCACACCUUCGCAUUCCUUGCACUCCCGCAUUCCAUCAUUUUCGUCUGCUCGUUUCCAUCUCAAAGGAUCCUGACGUGAACCAAUCGUGGCAGCUUCGGUUGCUCACAGCUUCGUUUGUGUCUCAUGCUGAGAUCGAGAUAAUUUCCUCCCUUCUCGCACACCCGCUCCACGACAAUAUCCGCACUUGAACGACACCUUGCCACUCCGUUUCCGCGUUAUCACAGCCUCGUUGCUGUCAACCCUCCGUCAAAAUGACGACCAUGGAUCUGCGUGUCGGCAAUAAGUACCGUAUCGGACGAAAGAUUGGAAGUGGUAGUUUUGGUGAUAUUUAUUUGGGCACAAACAUCAUCUCGGGAGAAGAGAUCGCCAUCAAGCUCGAGUCGGUCAAGGCCAAGCAUCCUCAACUUGAGUACGAAGCUCGCGUCUACAAGUCUCUGGCCGGCGGUGUUGGGAUUCCUUUCGUCCGCUGGUUCGGCACAGAAUGUGACUACAACGCCAUGGUCCUUGAUCUCCUCGGUCCCAGCUUGGAAGAUCUGUUCAACUUCUGCAACCGAAAGUUCUCCCUCAAGACGGUUCUCCUCCUGGCCGACCAACUUAUCUCCCGAAUCGAGUACAUCCACGCCAAGUCCUUCAUCCACCGUGACAUCAAGCCCGACAACUUCCUCAUGGGUAUUGGCAAGCGAGGCAACCAGGUCAACGUUAUUGAUUUCGGUCUGGCCAAGAAGUAUCGCGACCCCAAGACUCAUUUCCACAUUCCGUACCGUGAGAACAAGAACUUGACCGGCACGGCUCGAUAUGCCUCGAUCAACACCCACUUGGGCGUGGAGCAAUCUCGUCGUGACGACAUGGAAUCGUUGGGCUACGUGAUGCUCUACUUCUGCCGCGGCUCGCUCCCAUGGCAAGGCCUUAAGGCUGCCACCAAGAAACAAAAGUACGACCGCAUCAUGGAGAAGAAGAUGACCACUCCUACCGAGGUACUCUGCCGUGGUUUCCCAAACGAGUUCGCCAUCUACCUCAAUUACACUCGAUCCCUCCGCUUCGACGACAAGCCCGACUACUCGUACUUGAGGAAGAUCUUCCGAGACCUCUUCGUCCGCGAAUCGUUCCAGUAUGACUACGUCUUCGACUGGACUGUCUACAAAUACCAGAAGAACGCUCAGGCAAUCGCCCAAGCCGCAGGCCACCAGCAGAACCAGGAGGAAGAAGAGAAGCCACGACGUGCACACAACGGUACCGCAGCCGCUACUGGCGCCCCAACUCCUCAGCACAACUCGACCGCUGGCAAACCAGCCGCCAUUUCCAGCUCCCGACGCAAGGUCAUCGAACGCGGCGCGAGCGGCAACGACCAGGGAGGAAGUGACAGGAUGUGAGUACUGAAACCUUUGGUUCCGUGCUUCGUUCCACUACGAGGGUAACCACUGGCAAUGGCGACUACCGCUGAACAGAGUGACGACUUGGUGUCCUCGGCACUGAAUCUCAUUACCUUCCAACCUUUGUGUAGACCUGUCCUUGGUCUUUCACACCAACUCAAAUGGGUAUGUCGGAUCCGGCGCGGGGUUUGCUCUAGCACAUGGCAAAUCCGGACGGAAUAUUACGUGAAAACGCAAAACUUAUGUGAGCGGGUACACUGCUUCAAAUCGUAUCCUGCAAUAUCCUACGAUUACCCAACGAUUUCUGGGAUUCAGGCGACUCUUUAUCGGAGCACCGAACGUUUUGCAUGCGACCUCAGACAUCCACGAAGUUUAGCGACGUACGGCUGUACAGCAUCAUCAUCAUCAUUGCUGGCCCAUGACUGCGGGAAACGACCCGACCAUCGGUCGACUGGGUUACUCCGCUCUUGACCACGAUGGUCCAUCCAGAUCAUCCUGGCAUUCAUUGUUGAAUCACACCCCGACCUUCCCCCGUCAAUCUCAGCACGUUUUCAUUGUCUUUAGAAUGGUUUCUAUGCAUACGCGAAUUAUCAGAGUACUGGUUCAUCAGGAAACAAGCACGGGCUGGAUGAUGAAUAGCUCGCCCCCAGGUCAAGAAGCCGAGGAUGGAUAUGGUGUUUCCACCUCUAGCGGGCCCGUGUGCACCAUCCAGAGUUCAAGUUCAGGGACGUUGGCGGAGGAUCUGUCAGGGGCCGCGUCCGGGGAGGUUUAUGGCCAGUAUCUCAGCUUGAAGACGGCAUAAUUACCGAGCGACAGACAGAACAGGUCUGUUGAAAGAACUCGACUAGCUAGUCCAAGAAUAAUAUCAAUGUGCUCAAAACUG